AUGGACAAAAUUAACGAAACCAGUAGGACCGUUGCGGCGACAGACGAAGAUGGUGGCGAACAACUGGGUGACGAGACCCCGCGUUCAGGCAUCGCAACCCCACGACCGGACUUACACGACAAGAGAUUACCAGGCAUAGCCACAAAUUAUGGCCAGGUUGGUCCAGCCUCUUCUAUCCAAGUCGUUCCGCAAUCUACCAUCUGUGGCAACGCCGAGUCCGUACUGCAAGCGGACGCAUCGGCUGCGAGUGAUUCGUGUCAAUCUCAAUUUGAGAGUUCUGGGCCGCAAGCCCGUUUGGCAACCGAGGCCCCUGCUCUAUUGAAUGACGAGAGCGGGAUUUCUUCUUCCCAGUCUCAAGGAGCACCCUCUCAACCACAUCCACCACCAUCACCACCAACUUCACAACGGUCAUCUUGCGGCCCGUUUGACUCAGGUGCCGCAGCAGAUGUGGGAAGCCUUAAACCAGCUCCCUCUGCGGCGCGCCGAUUCCUCGUGAGCCAUACUGGCCCAGAUGGUCCUACUUCACCCUCAGCACAGACAUACCCUUCAAACAACGCAGCACCAUUGACCAGCGUCGUGACAGCCUUGGCUGUCGCUCCUUCUUAUCCCUCUCAUCCUUCUCAUAAUGAUCACGCCCGCGCCACUACCCUCCCCACCACGCAACCAUCUCCUUCUACCUCGUCCCCACAACCACCCCAAACAGCACCUCCCACCCCAAUCCACUCUCGCACCAGUUCCGCAAAGUCAGGUCUCCGAGCAUGGUUUUCUUCUUUUGACAGCGUGAAAUUGCUGACCAAAGCUUUUAAGAGCGGUCCCACGACCCCUACAAGAGCUCUUUCUGCCGCCCAACCCACCCAGGCUGAUUACAAGAACGGGUCUGGCGGUCUGGACGUUAGUCGCUCACAAACGCCCAGGAUAUCCCCCGGCCCUCAAGCCCCCGCUGCUAAGGGCAAGUUGACGAUAAAAAUCACCGAAGCGCGAGGGAUCAAGAAGAGCCGAGAUCCGUAUGUGGUAGCUGUGUUCCAGCGCAGUGAGCUUAUUUCGGGAGGCCCUCGACCCGAUGAAAACAACGAGGAUACUCCUCCCGUCCCUGCGUUUGUGGCGAUGGGUGGCCUGCCAAUCCAGCGUCAGGGCAGUGACUCGGGCCGCCCCCCGAUGGCCAUACCGAUGAGGAGCCGGCAGAGUAGCAACACGAGCGUCACCGACUACACCGCCUUCAGGAAUCGGAAUUCGAGAAGGUCCUUUGCGAAUCCGAAGUGGGAUGCCGAGGCCGUUUUUGAUGUUGUUGACUCGGAUCUCCUGGUCGAUAUCUCAGUGUACGACCAUGGCACUACCGGAGAAGUGUUCCUCGGACAUGUCGAUUUCCAAGCCAGCCUAGACCCCGAGAAGCCUGUGAGUGGAUGGUUCCAGUUGCAGGGCCAUGCUGAUACGGAUGCCGAACAUACCCCUACCGGCGAGGUGUACGUUGAAGCCAGCUACCAAAGGUCGGAGCGGAAGCACCUAGGACCCGCGGACUUCCAAAUCCUGAGGCUCAUCGGGCGGGGAACCUUUGGGCAGGUAUACCAAGUACGGAAGAAGGAUACGGAGCGCAUCUACGCCAUGAAGGUGUUGUCCAAGAAGGUGAUAGUACAGAAGAAGGAGGUCGCUCAUACGGUGGGCGAGCGAAAUAUUCUUGUGCGGACCGCCAUGGCUGACUCUCCUUUCAUCGUCGGCCUCAAAUUCUCGUUCCAAACCCCUUCCGACUUGUACCUAGUUACGGAUUACAUGUCUGGAGGAGAGCUCUUCUGGCAUCUGCAGAAAGAAGGCCGCUUUGAUGAGAAGAGGGCCAAGUUCUACAUUGCCGAGCUCAUUCUUGCGAUCCAACACCUGCACGACAACGACAUCGUGUACCGGGAUCUCAAACCCGAGAACAUCCUGCUGGACGCCAACGGCCAUAUUGCGCUGUGCGAUUUUGGCCUCUCCAAGGCUAACCUGACAAAGAACGACACCACAAACACGUUCUGCGGCACGACGGAAUAUCUCGCCCCCGAAGUCCUCCUCGACGAGUCGGGGUAUACCAAGAUGGUAGACUUCUGGUCCCUCGGAGUCCUAGUUUUCGAAAUGUGCUGCGGUUGGAGCCCGUUCUAUGCAGACGACACGCAGCAAAUGUACAAGAACAUCGCGUUUGGCAAGGUCAAGUUCCCACAAAGGGCCCUUUCUCAGGAAGGAAAGAACUUCGUUAAGGGACUUCUCAACCGAAACCCGCGACAUCGGCUUGGUGCCAUCAAUGAUGCGGAGGAACUCAAGAGACAUCCCUUCUUCGCGGACAUUGAUUGGGAUCUCCUUGCGAAGAAGUUGAUCACGCCUCCUUUCAAGCCCAAGUUGAAGUCGGAGACCGAUGUCUCGUACUUUGAUCCGGAGUUCACCAAUGCUCUAGAUAACAGCGGAUCGCUUCAUGAGCGUGCUGCAGCGCUGGCGAGGGGUUUUGCUGCCUCGACUCCUUUGUCGCCAUCGGUACAGGCGAACUUCCAAGGCUUCACGUAUGUGGACGAGAGCGCGCUGGAGGAGAACAUGAGGGAUAAAUACGAUGACGAGGAUAUGAAUGAUGCUCAUCAUGACAAUCGGCAUGAUGAGGAUGAUGACUGGGAUAACCUGGAUGACAUGGAUCUGCGGCGAGGAAACAGGAUGAGUGGAAUUAUGCGGACGAACACCGCGGACGAGCACAUGUUGGGGCAUUUCGAAGAUUAG
Molecule: messenger RNA, 2727 nt
Organism: Scedosporium apiospermum
Lineage: Eukaryota; Fungi; Ascomycota; Sordariomycetes; Microascales; Microascaceae
Exons: 2
Coding region: 1-2727 (908 amino acids)
Biological process (GO): protein phosphorylation
Molecular function (GO): protein serine/threonine kinase activity; ATP binding
Source: RefSeq, a predicted model, not a curated record